Molecule: messenger RNA, 137 nt
Organism: Dentiscutata erythropus
Lineage: Eukaryota; Fungi; Glomeromycota; Glomeromycetes; Diversisporales; Gigasporaceae
Source: the annotation of a GenBank genome assembly
UAGAGGUUGAAAACAAUGAUAUACAUUAUCCAGAAAUUGUGAAUAAUUUCGCACUCAAAUUGGAUGAAUUUGUAAUGGUAAAUAAUUUCGCACCCAAAUUGGAUGAAGUUGUGAAUCAUUUGGCACCCAAGUUGUGA